UGCGUAAUCGAACUACCUUGCCCUACUUCUGGAUGGAGAGCCGCGUAUACCUGAGCGCGCGCCCAUCGCCCCCUCCCGCGCGAGCUCUCGUUGCAGUAGGAGGGUCCAUGUGCGCGCAGUGACGUCGCUACGCAAGUCUGUCUGAGUCCUCCGCUGUUUGUAUUAGUCUUCAGUUGGGCGCCUUCAACAAUCUAGCGGCGAUGUGCACGUAAACAGAAAACAAACGACGGGACGUGUCGGUGAAGUCGCAGACGACCGCUGUACGCGUAAUGCGCUGUCGUUGAGGAUCUCGCGUCACGCGCGCGGCGGUGUGCGGUGCGUUCAGCUGUCACAACUGAAACUAGUGCGUGCAAGCGGUCGCAACACUGGGAAUACUUCUAAACACAACUUAACGCCGCCGUUUGGUGUCAUUCUCUGCGUUUUGUCCGUUGGAUUACCAGCGACCAGCAGUAGAGAUAACUGUCACAGUUGGAUGUCGUAAUUACGGUUUAUCAAAUGAUCCAGGUAUGGAGACUAAAAGAUACCAAAGUUACUGCGAAGGGGCAAAUGCAGAAAACAAAUGGGCACAGAUGCCGAACACCAUGGAGUAUUGCUGUUCUGCCGAAGAGAAUUUGACAAACAGCGACGUGCUCAUGGAUAUUGUUAACUCUCGCAGUGCCCCUAACGUGCCAUCUGCCUGCAAGGACAACAACUUUAAAACUACAGAGUCAACAAUGCUUAGAGUUAACCAGAAUCAACCGUUACCUUUUCCCUCCUUCAACAACUCCUUCCACAACCGCAAGUCGGAAACAGACUCAAAGGAGCUCUCCAAAACAGUUGCUGAGUCCAUGGGCUUGUACAUGAAUGCUGCCAGGGAGUCAGACUUUAGCUUUGCUCAACAAGGUACUGCAGGAGGGCAGGGUAGCCCGGAGAAACUCUAUCCUCUUUGUGGGAGGGCAAUUGAAGACAGCCAGUCCAAAACGACUGGGAGUCCAAAGAUGAAAGCUCCCCCAGCUUCAUUCCCACCUGGGGCCCAGCUACCCAAUGGUGGCCCUCAGGAGUGCGGGGUGGUCUCUGCCUCAGUGCCCUCUGCACUGGCCACUGCUCUUUCAUGCAGCACUGAUGGGUCUGGACCCACUUCUAGUCCUACCGGACACAACAUGGUGUCGUCCACUACCAGCCCCACCUUCUUUGACUCUGAUUGUCCAUCGCUGGUUUCUACACGCAAAAACUUGACCCAAGGUCAACACACCAGUCCCAACACCUGUAGCCCUGUAAAGUCCAGCAUGGUGGGGUCACCUCCCCUGGCCAGUCCCCUCAGUGUUAUGAAGUCUCCGGUUUCCAGUCCUCAUAGCAUGGGUAGCAUAAGCUCACCGCUUUCCUGUAACACCAAUAUGAGAUCAUCCGUCUCAAGCCCAACAACAAACGGAGGCAAUACCUGUAACAUCCGACCAUCCAUCUCCAGUCCGCCCACCGUUGGCAGCAUGACCAUGUCCAGUCCGAGGAACUCAUCCAGGGGCUUUUCGGUCUCUAGCCCUCCCAGUGGAUUGGGCCUAGUUCAAAAUGAUGUCAACAGCCCUGAGAGCCGAGAGCACGACUUCAAGGGAUUCGAGUUCCCGAAGGUAGAAAAUGUGGAUGGGGAAAUAUUUAACAUCGGCUUGGAUGCUAUGGGAGUGGCCAAAUAUAUCAAAAACGAACCUGGCACUGAUUACAGGAGUAUGUGCCUAGGCAGCAGCAAGAGCGCCAUGCCACAUUCUCCUUUCGUAACUCACAUUAAAACAGAGCCGAACAGAGAGGUGACUUGUUCGAACCUCCAGUUUGUGGAGCCGCAGCACUCUCUAGGCUGCUUUCCUUCUACAGAGACCACAUACUUGUCUUUGAGGGAUAAUAUUGACGAAUAUAGUCUUUCUGGGAUCUUGGGACCUCCUGUUUCGUCUCUGAAUGGCAACUAUGAACCUGGUGUGUUUCCUAACAAUGGCCUGCCUAAGGGGAUUAAACAGGAAACCAAUGAUGGCAGCUAUUACCAAGAGAAUAAUAAUGUGCCCACGUCGGCUAUUGUUGGCGUUAAUUCAGGUGGACAUUCAUUUCAUUACCAGAUCGGAGCGCAAGGAACAAUGUCGUUUUCACGCCACAAUCUGAGGGACCAGACGAACCCCUUGUUGAAUCUAAUUUCUCCAGUUACUGGAUUAAUGGAGACAUGGAAAACUCGCCCAGGCCUGUCACAGGGGCCUCUCUCUGCCAGAGGGGAUGGCUAUCCAGGCUCUGUCUGCCUUACAGAAAACUUGGAAAGUGCGUCUUUGAGACACACGUCUUCAACAGCCAAAGUGUGUCUGGUGUGCGGAGACGAGGCGUCAGGAUGUCACUAUGGGGUUGUUACAUGUGGAAGCUGUAAAGUUUUCUUCAAAAGAGCAGUAGAAGGUCAGCACAACUACCUCUGUGCUGGGAGGAAUGACUGUAUCAUUGACAAGAUUCGGAGGAAAAACUGUCCCGCGUGCAGAGUACGGAAAUGUCUGCAAGCCGGGAUGAAUCUUGGGGCACGGAAGUCCAAGAAGUUGGGGAAGAUGAAAAGCGUAAGCGAGGAUUCUUCCCUGCAGAACUCAAAGGACGGGCCUCCGUUUCUGACCUCGGAGAAAGAGUUGAGUUCGGCCAGUGCUCUUGUCCCCCACGUCCCCGCGGUAGCACCGUUUCUGUCACCGUCUGUGUGUAGCGUCCUGGAGCUCAUAGAGCCCGAAGUGGUGUUCGCGGGCUACGAUAACACACAGCCCGACACAACCGAUCACCUGCUCACCAGCCUCAACCACCUCGCCGGAAAACAGAUGAUCCGAGUGGUCAAGUGGGCCAAAGUACUUCCAGGUUUCCGCAGUCUACCCAUUGAGGACCAAAUCACGCUGAUCCAGUAUUCCUGGAUGUGUCUCUCCUCCUUCUCCCUCAGCUGGAGAUCCUACAAACACACCAACGCCCAAAUGCUGUACUUCGCCCCUGACCUCGUCUUCAACGAGGAACGUAUGCAGCAGUCGGCCAUGUACGAUCUGUGUGUUGGCAUGCGGCAGGUGAGCCAGGAGUUUGUCCGACUGCAGCUGACUUACGAGGAGUUCCUCGCCAUGAAGGUCCUGUUGCUGCUCAGCACAGUGCCCAAAGAUGGUCUGAAGAAUCAAGGGGCAUUUGAGGAGAUGCGGGUGAAUUACAUCAAGGAGCUUCGCCGCUCGGUCGGGAAAGCCACUAACAAUUCCGGCCAGACGUGGCAGCGCUUUUUCCAGCUCACCAAGCUUUUGGACGCAAUGCAUGAACUCGUAGGGAGCCUGUUGGACUUUUGUUUCUACACUUUCCGUGAAUCCCAGGCUCUGAAGGUCGAGUUCCCCGAGAUGCUGGUGGAAAUUAUCAGCGACCAAAUACCAAAGGUGGAGUCGGGCCUAACGCAUACUCUCUACUUUCACAAGAAAUGACUGAAAGCUCGCAAAAGGAGGGAAAAAUGAAGGAUCACAUGAAAGGAAAAGCAGAGGACACUCAGCCCUCGGAGAGCGAACAAGAGCAAGCCCGCUAUGCACAAAGCAAGGCGUAACGAGAGGCUUGGUUUAAAGCCAUAUAAGGCUUGCGUAGUGAGGGAAAGCAAAGAGCGAUCUCUGUACCCGGCCAGCAGAGAAGAACUCAUAUUUCAUGUGACAGUGCGUUCCUUACCCCCCAAAGACAAUGCUGACAGUGUUCUAUAUGGAUAUGAAGCCAUAUUCUUUGGUAAAGCUAUAGUGCACAGUCACAUGUGAAUACGUCACACACACACACAGAAAUAUGGGCCCACAUGCUAGACAUAUCCUUGACUCCCAAACCCAGUGAAGACCAUUGCGUUUGUAUGUAACUCUCCUACAAUCUGCCGCUCAGAUUAAAAAAAUAAAUGAAUAAAAUACAGGUAAGAUUCGGUAAUAAUACAGCUUUUUAUUGCCGGUUAAAAUAAAAAUAUUGAUUCAAUUGGGGUGUCUGCAAAGAGGAAAUAAGAUACUCAAAGGGCUACAACAUAGCUGAAUUUUGAAGAAUUGGUGCACGAAGUAAUCAUCGAAAGAAUACGAUCUAAAUUAUGUUCGCGAAUUGAAAUGGCACACACGUGUUUUUUGACGACUCGAAGUGUUUACACGGGCCCCGCUGAUUCAGUGCUCCGGUGGCCUGAUGAUUGAUAAGCUGAGAAAUGGCAGCUCCGAAAGAAAAUGCUAUCGGACUGGGGCAGAGUAAAAAGGAGAAAAAAAAAAAAAAAGUGCAACUUUGCUAUACAGCAAAUAUUAUGGCUCGUCUUGUAAAAAAAAAAAAAAAAAAAAGAAAAAACUGAGCUCACGCAAACACACACGCCACAUUUUGUGUGCGCGCUUGGACUGUAGCAAAUCAUAGUAAAUCAUACCUACGCUGUUACUAAACCAGCUCCCCUUUUUGAUGUUAAGGAAAUUACCGUACUAAUUUACAGUUCCAGACAAGAAAAGCAUUUUAUAUGAUUGCGAAGUUUUUGCGUUUCCGAGAAACAAUCCAGCUAGAAGCCAUUUUCUAACAAGGUGCUUCUGUUUUCUUAACGUAAAUAGUAGACGAUUUCCAGUAGCAGCACAUGUACAGUUAGAUACCGUAUGGGGAAAAUCAGCUUUUCUGAAGCAUACAGCUUUCAUAUUAGUAAACAACAAUAACAGCCGUAGUCCACGUAGUAGUCUAUUGUAAGGAACGGACAGGGUUACGCGGACUAAUAACAACAGUAACCUGCUCAUAAACACACAAUAUAUGUGUAUCGUAUGAUUAUAAUUGUUGCUUGUAGGAAUAUUUUUCAAACGUUGUACAUAGGAAGUUUUUGAUUUCAACCACCUUGCAAUUAAAACUUGGCUAUUUGGGGAAAUACCAGUCGACUUGAGAGUGCUUGAGUGAAUUGUAUCUUAAAAAGAAAUUUGGACCACUGUUCGGUGUUUCGUAACCCCACUGUGCUACUGAUGGAAUCAAAAGAGGUACCGCUAGUUCUCAAAUGCUGUGAGUCUGAGGACAAUGAAGGUUUGUGCGUGUUGUUUGUGUGCGUGUGUAUUUGGUUUUCUGUUUUCUCUCAAGUUUCUUAAAAGGCACAGGAUAGCCGAUUAUUUACGAGAGGGCAUUGUUGGGUUUUCUCCGAUGGGAUUAGAACGAUCCUAUUGGCUGAUUCUGAUUUGCACAGACACCAUAAUGUGAUAAUUGGGAUAUUAGAUGUUCUGCUAUCGUGUUGGUUAUGUAACGUGCUUUUGGGGGUGGGUCAGGUGGGACGUUUGUGAACUGGAAAGGUCCAAGAACUUUUGAUGUUUGCCUUUUUUUGAUGUAGCUGGUUGGUGGUAAAUGACCGUUGGAGGACAAAAAUCCUAAUUGGAACAGAACAAUCAAAUCAAUCUGUGGUACCCAGGCAAAACCCCGUUUCACCGACCUGUCGAUACACUGUACGUCGAAAGUUUUUGAUGGACCUAAAACUAGGUAUUUGCAGUAGUCUCUUUUUUCCAACCUUUCCCUUUUUUAAAUACACAGAUCUAUAAAUGAGAAUAAAUGUUAAAAGGUUCAUAGGAUGUAUGUGAAGUAUUUUUGAGAGAUUCUAUUUUGCUGGACACAAUAUAUUAGUAAUUUGUCUAAAAAGAGUAUAUGAGACCUUUUGUAAAGUGAAAUGUUUAUGCAUGCUUUUUGAAAAGAUGUUUACAGUGUAUUUAAGAAGGGAAACUUGUGCCUUUUUUCUCACAAAAGUUACCAUUUUACAGUAUCUAUUGUAAAUAAAUCAGUGAAUUAUUAUGUUGCGUUGUAUGGAACAUUUCUAUAUUAAAUAUUUGUCAGACGUUGGGAUGAAAUUCACACAUUUCCCUCUUAAGAGUUACUGACUGCCCAUCAUUCAGAAUCCAGAGCGAGAGCCAGAGAGCAUGAUGGAUAUACAUUUAAUUUAUAUUUCCUUUUCACAGCAAGAGAGACUUGUUUACUCCCUGAAUGUCACUAGCUUAAAAACUUGUCAUUUUGCUCUGUAGUAAUGUGAACUAAUUGUAUGUUUUUUUUUGCUUUUUUUUUGUGUUUCCUCUUUGCUUCGCCUACAGAUCUAUUAAAAAAACACAACGCUGUGCUCACAUCAGAGGUUAGCUAUAUUAAGCUGAAAGGAAAAGUACUUGUGGUUGCCAAAUAUUUUUAUCCCAGAUUUUUUUUUUUUUUUUUAAAUAAAUCAAACCAAGCAAAAAAAAAAACAGACUUUUUUUCUUCGGUGCUUCACAAGUUCUUGUCUUGUGAACCAACAAUGCUCUUUAUUAUUAUUUCUACAAUACACGAACAUACAGAGGUUUUUUUUUUUAAUAGCAUGAAACAAAUGCAACCUUAUGUAAGGAAGACCUAAAGAUGAAGCUAUCACAGGGAGGAAAACCGAAACGGUUUCAUACGAAUUCAGAUAUCCGUCAGCAACGAAGAGAAUAUAGAUCGCCAUGCUUGUUGCAGCAUGUUUGCAAUUUGCGUUUCUCCGUCACCAAAUGACAAAGCUUGAAAUACUGAAAGAACGUGUGAAUCCACACUUUUGGGUUGCGUGUUACUUCGGCUUUGACAGUCUGCGUAUGACUUUUUAGAUGUGUUUUUGGGGAGUCUACAUGUAAAACUAUGCAUUUGUACAAAUCACAUUACCACCAAGCAGCACCUUUGUGCAAAAUAAGGGCAAAGCGUGGUCAAGGUAACCAGUAUGUUGAAUCGAAAUAAAAUAAAACCCACAGACCACGUGUUGUGUUUGCACAUUAACACCCUCGUGUUAAUGAAUAUUGAUUUUUAUUUUUGGGGGGGGGGAUAAAUUCGAAUCUGUGUGCUAUACAUUGUUUAAAGUGACGAAGCCAUAUCUCUUUUGUGACAAAAGAGCGUUUCCUGUUCAUAUUUUGACCCCCUCCCCUCCUUUAAAAAAAAAAAAUAAAAUAAAAAAUCAGUGCUUUGUACAAUACUUGUUAGCAAAUCUCCUCAGUGCAGAAAUAUUCAACAUAAGCAGAAGACAGAUGCAAAUAGUUCCUCUAAACUGUAUAUCUUGAUGCAGAUCUUGCCAUAACCGUGUUUGCAGAAACAUCAAGGGAUUCCAAUAAACCUGUUAACAAUUAA
Molecule: messenger RNA, 7053 nt
Organism: Puntigrus tetrazona (Sumatra barb)
Lineage: Eukaryota; Metazoa; Chordata; Actinopteri; Cypriniformes; Cyprinidae
Gene: nr3c2
Product: nuclear receptor subfamily 3, group C, member 2
Exons: 9
Coding region: 507-3422 (971 amino acids)
Biological process (GO): regulation of DNA-templated transcription
Molecular function (GO): DNA-binding transcription factor activity; zinc ion binding; sequence-specific DNA binding
Source: RefSeq, a predicted model, not a curated record